AUGUCAAAAGUCUUCGUCACAGGCGUAACAGGAUACAUCGGCGGUGAUGUCUUAUCCCAGCUCAUCCUCCAAUAUCCCACCUUCACAUACCGAGUUCUAGUACGCACCGAGGAGAAAGUAAAACGAAUCCAAGCCCAAUAUCCGCAAGUACAGAUAGUAUACAGCGAUCUAGACGACUGCGCCAUUCUACAGCAGGAGAGCGCCAAUGCAGAUAUCAUCAUCCACUCCGCCGACGCAGCAGACAACCUCCCAGCCGCGAAAUCCAUCGCCGCAGGUAUCAUCCAAGGCCAUACCCCAGAACGACCCGCAUAUUGGCUGCACACCAGCGGAGCAGGUAUCUUCAGCUACAUUGACGAAGACGAGAAAACAUACGGCAUGAAACGGGCGAAGAUCUUCGAUGAUUGGAAUGGCGUCAAAGAGAUCGUCUCUAUUCCCGACCAUGCAUUCCACCGGGACGUAGACAAGAUCGUGCUCGAGGCUGCGGGAGACUAUGUAGAUGUAUUGCGUGCGGCCAUUAUCUCACCCGUUACUGUUUAUGGUGUUGGCCGUGGACCCUGUUCGCAGCGCAGUAGACAGGUCUAUGAGCUAGCGUGGACGACCCUCAAACGAGGUAAAGCUCCUAUCAUUGGUGCGGGCGAGUCCAUGGGCACUAAUGUUCAUAUUCAUGACUUGACGGAUCUGUUUCUCUUGUUUGUCAAGGGCGCGCUGGAGGGGAAUGAGCUCUUGUGGGGACCUAGUUCAUAUGUCCUUGCGGAAAAUGGGGAGCAUUGCUGGGGUGAUCUGGCGAGAUCAGUUGCACGGAUUGCACUUGAAGAAGGCUUUAUAUCGAGUGCCGAGGAGGAAACAUUGGAUAUUCAGCAGGCAAGAGAUCAGGCCGGGUAUGAGGCUGCUAGUUGGGGGCUGAAUGUUCGAUGUCGGGCUAUUCGCGCGCGUAAGCUGUUGGGCUGGACGCCGACGCGGCCGAGUCUGGAGGCUGAACUGCGGGAUAUUGUUAAGGGAGAGUGGGUUCUGAUGCAACACAGUAUUUUAUAG
Molecule: messenger RNA, 1032 nt
Organism: Penicillium canescens
Lineage: Eukaryota; Fungi; Ascomycota; Eurotiomycetes; Eurotiales; Aspergillaceae
Exons: 4
Coding region: 1-1032 (343 amino acids)
Source: RefSeq, a predicted model, not a curated record